Messenger RNA from Carcharodon carcharias (great white shark), 2446 nucleotides. RefSeq names its product origin recognition complex, subunit 3 (gene orc3). NCBI's taxonomy places the organism in Eukaryota, Metazoa, Chordata, Chondrichthyes, Lamniformes, Lamnidae. The transcript has 20 exons. The record is from RefSeq and is a predicted model, not a curated record. Gene Ontology annotation, cellular component: nuclear origin of replication recognition complex; nuclear pre-replicative complex; DNA replication preinitiation complex. The coding region runs from base 77 to 2254 and encodes 725 amino acids. Gene Ontology annotation, molecular function: DNA replication origin binding. Gene Ontology annotation, biological process: DNA replication initiation; DNA replication.
CUCUCAGCUGAGUUCUAGAACGAGCGGGAAUCGCGCGGUGGGGAGAGGGAGCGUUCGGAAAGCGAAUGUGGAGACAAUGGCGACUUGUUUUGUGUCCAAGGGGUGUUUUGUUUUCAAGCCAAAAGACUCCAAAAAGAGAAAGAUAUCUGUCACAGCUGACUCCUUUAUUAAAGGCAAAGCUGUUUCCGAGAAUGACAGGUUGCGGUUUAGUACUUAUGUGUCACUAUGGCAACAGAUGAAAGAGGAAACCGAGAGUUUGCAAGAGAAUUUAAAUGAGAAGAUAUUUGAUAAUUUAUUAUCAUUUAUUAAAAAAUCCAACAUUCAACUUCAUUCAAAACAAAAUGAUUGGAGCUACCGGAUGCGGUGUAGUGAGAUUCCCGCAGCAGCAGUUGUUCUGGGUGUGAAUGUGCCUGACCACGAAAUGACAUUUCAAAACUUAUCAGACCUCUUGAAACAGUCGCUUACCCCCCAUGUGGUUUGUCUGCAGGGCAAGGAAUGUACAACUGUGAAGCAUGUUUUGCAGAAAGUUCUGAUAAACCUCAUGGGUGGCACUGUGAAUGAUGAAGAGGAAGAUGAGGAGGGUGUGCACCAUUCUGUUCACUUCUCCCAGAGAAAAAUGCACUGCUCCAUGGCCUCCCUUGCUGGAUGGUACAGUGCUACCACACAGAAAUCUACCUCAAACAGCCCAUCUAAAAAGAGGAAAUCCCCUUCCCUUGGACAAGAGCAGUCCCCUCCCAUUGUCAUCAUCUUCAAAGACCUUGAGAGCUUCCUACCUAAAGUGCUGCAGGACUUCAUCGUCAUCAGCAGUAACUACAUCCAACAACUUCCACUCGUGCUGGUUUUUGGAAUUGCCACAUCUCCAAUUACUCUACACCGAAUGCUGCCCCAUGCAGUUUCCUCGUUGCUCUGCAUUGAACUGUUUCAGUCACUUUCCUGCACUGAUCAUUUGACUACAGUUAUUGAUAAGUUGGUGCUGACGACUAAAUUCCCAUUUAAGUUGAAUGGAAAAGUACUUCAGGUCCUGAUCAGCAUAUUCUUGUACCAUGAUUUUUCUGUAAGGAAUUUUGUUAAAGGUUUACAGCUAUCUCUGUUAGAACACUUCUACUCCCACCCUCUUAGUCUUCUGUGCUGUACACCAGAUGAAGCCAAUGCCAGGGUGCAGAAUCUUACCCAUGAUGACUGUGAACUAAUCCGUCAAGUGCCAUCUUUUAUGGGGUAUGUUGAUCAUCAGGACUCUGAGAAGCAGGUUAAACUUUUGACUAACGACCAAUAUUUAAAGGAUGAUGUACAGAAGCUGCUGACAGACCUUCACAUUUACCACCAGAAUUACUUCCCAAUUCUGAAAUGUCUGCAUGUUUCCACAUCGUCUCUUCCAAAAUAUCCUUUAGGUAAACAGAUCAGGGAACUCUACAUCACAUGUUUAGAGAGGAACAUAUGGGAAACUGAGGAGUACAGCUCUGCCUUCCAACUACUCGGAAUGAUGGCCAAAGAUGAGUUGGUAUGUCUGCUUCAGAAAUGCAUGGAAGUGUUAAAGUCUUUCAAGCAACAGACAGCUAUCACUGAAGCAAUGCAGAAGCUGGAAGAAUUCCUCACAAACUUUCAGAAACUGGAUGACGUUGCUGCUGUGGCAGAGGUCAAAGAAAAUGAAGAUCAGAAAACGUCACCACGGAAAUCAUUACAAGAAAAGACUGACCUUUAUCAACUCCAAAAGACCUUGAUGGAAAUGAAGAAAUCAAGAAGAUCCAAGAAACUAAGCCGGUUUGAAGUACUGAGGAAGGAAGUUCUUGAAUUUCUGGACAAACUUGUAAGACAAUACCUUUUGCCACCAGAGACUCAGCCACUCCAUGAAGUUGUAUAUUUCAGUGCUGCUAGCACAAUUCGUAGACACUUAAAUGCUGCACCUCGCACUGCCUUGCAAACAGCUUUAAGUAACCCAUACUACUAUCUACAGAAUGACGUCUUGAGGAGUGAGGGAGGUUCCAUUACCAAUACGGCACCCGAUAUAUGUAUAGUCUAUAAACUUCACCUGGAGUGUGGACGGUUGAUUAACCUAUACGACUGGUUGCAGGCAUUUGUUACAGUGGUUAGUGCUGCAGAGGAGAAGGACCCAGACAAAAUGAGUAACGGACAGGUGGAUGAAGUUCUGCAUGCUCGUUUUAUUCGAGCUGUUUCUGAGCUGGAAUUCUUGGGCUUUAUUAAACCAACCAAACAGAAGACUGAUCAUGUAGCAAGGCUAACGUGGGGUGGCCUCUGAUCACAACCUCAAAAGCCUUGAAAUGUCAUCCUCCCUGUUUCAUUAGAUAUUUUGUGCUAGAACUGGAGAAUGUGAUCCUAAAUAAACAUAUUGGUAGCAUGUGUGCUACAGUACAAUGUGAUCAUUUUACAUUGACUGAUAAAAUGCCUAUUUCAGAUGCAUUGUUGGAUGUUAUAAAGACAUUGAUCUUUA